Molecule: messenger RNA, 1181 nt
Organism: Macrosteles quadrilineatus (aster leafhopper)
Lineage: Eukaryota; Metazoa; Arthropoda; Insecta; Hemiptera; Cicadellidae
Product: facilitated trehalose transporter Tret1-2 homolog
Exons: 9
Coding region: 3-1181 (392 amino acids)
Biological process (GO): transmembrane transport
Cellular component (GO): membrane
Molecular function (GO): transmembrane transporter activity
Source: RefSeq, a predicted model, not a curated record
GCAUGGAAUCGUACUCACUUCGCAACAUGUAUCUAAGUGUCUUUGUUGUAAAGACAGCGUACAUUUACAUAGCAAUGAAUUUGGCCUGGAGCUCCUUGAUGAUUCCAUACCUAGAGACGACUCUGACUAUGUUGACCAUAGACAAAGUAGCCAUCUUGGGAAGUCUGCCCUUAGGGAUGAUGCUGGGACCAACCGUAGGAUACUUCUUAGCUCCAAGAUAUGGAUACAAAUCAAUUUUUCUCCUCUUCGGUAUCCUCAGCCUGUUAUCAGUUCUGCUUCUCUCGUUCGUCCAAGUCUGGAUCAUCUGCUUGGCAAGGAUUUUAGCAGGAGUUGCAACAGGUGCAGUUCUAUGCUACGCGGGAUCUUACAUUAAGGAUAUCGCAGAGCAAGAAGUGAGAGUAGUUCUGAGGCCUUUGUACUACGGAUUCACGUCGCUCGGCUUCCUUUUGGUUUAUGCAAACGGCUCGACUUUCUCAUACUUUGAGAUGCUACUGAUGCUUGCGGUCGUACCAGUUUUAUUCUUGAUUUGUUUGACCUGGCUGCCUGAAUCCCCGUAUAUCCACGUGGCUAAUGGCAACAUGGCGACAGCCGAGAAGUCGAUUGACUUUUUACACAGAGGGAUAUCCACUCGGGGACUCGAUCAGCUGAUGCUUCUUAUUCAGGAAGGUACAAGGAAGAGAGGGCCAGAGUUGUUUCUUCCUCCAUUCCACAAAGACCCGAAAAUUGCCAAGGCGAACCUUACUCUCUUCGUUCUUCUUUCUCUCACUGGCUUCCCCGUGGUGUUCAUGUUCAUGGAGCCGCUGAUAAGAGAGGUCCAGAAGAAGUUAAUCUGGAACUCUCUCUUCAUGAUUGCUACGGUCAGCCUCCCUCUCAUGCCAGUGGUUUGGAUGUUCCACGCUUGCUGCAGUUCUAGGACAAAGAUGGCGACUUCAUCGACACUCAUGUCUCUGUUUAUGGCCAUUCUUGGAGUUUUCUUUUUUUAUUUUGAAAGCGGCCAAGAUGUAUCACAUAUUUUUUUUAUACCUACGAUUUGUCUUACAUUCUACACUGCAGCAUUCCUAGUCGGAUUUGUUGAUAAGCAAGAGGAAGAGGGAACUGACAGAUGUCGAGAUUGUGGGCGAGUAGUAACUUUGAGUGCUGGCUUCUUCAGACAGGAGAACAAGAAUUUUGAUAAAGAGUAA